AUGGAUGAAUCAUCAGAGGUUCACUUUUAUAUAAUGUGGUUUUCAUUCCUUAUUGCAACUUUCUGCUUUUUCUCUGCUAACUUGUGCGGUAUCCUAAAUACAAAAUCACAUAAGACUGGUAUAUUUUUACUUCUACUUAUCUCAGGGCCUAAAUGGGUUAAAGAUGUUACAGCAUUGAAGAAUGCUCCAAAUUUCAAUGAGCUCGAUAUUGACCCAGAAAAGUUCUAUGAAUUAAGGCAUAACUAUUCGAAAUUAGAAAUGGAUGUAUAUAUAUAUUGUAUCGAAAUUAUCAGCCUUUUCCUUAUUAUACUUUUACCAUAUUGGCAUGGGUCUUACUCAGAAAAGAUAGACUAUAUCUGACUAUAAUGAUUAAAAUCAUUACUAAUGAUAGUGUUUUUCUAUUUUCAAUAUAAUAAAUAGUAAACGUAAUCAAUAUAAAAAAUGUUGUGAUUAUUGUAAUUAGGAAUUCCUGGAAAAAAGAGUUAAGGAGGAAGAAGAAAAUUAUGCAAAAUUGCUUUCUUCUAAAACAUCAUAA
Messenger RNA from Blepharisma stoltei, 535 nucleotides. Lineage: Eukaryota; Ciliophora; Heterotrichea; Heterotrichida; Blepharismidae. The record is from the annotation of a GenBank genome assembly.